This is a messenger RNA of Phialemonium atrogriseum, 1490 nucleotides long. RefSeq lists its product as uncharacterized. NCBI's taxonomy places the organism in Eukaryota, Fungi, Ascomycota, Sordariomycetes, Cephalothecales, Cephalothecaceae. Bases 20 to 1288 code for a protein of 422 amino acids. The record is from RefSeq and is a predicted model, not a curated record. The transcript has a single exon.
GAGAAUCGUCAAUGCGGUCAUGGCGAUGCUGGCUGCUCAGAGGAGUGAAUGGCGGACGAUCGACUGCACACUCCUCCUGCCGACCCUGGGCGAGGCCUUACCGGCUGCCCAGGUGCAGCAGUUUCACGACCCCGGCAUUGUCAUCUUCCUUCCUAUCAAAGCACCACCUGGGCACUGGGUCCUGGGCAUUCUCGUGGCCAGGUCAAGGACGGCGAUUCUCGUUGACUCGGAGCCCUUGGACCCGCAACCCCUGGACCAGCACAGGGCCAUGGCGGCGGACCGCAGGGCCGUGGCGGCGAAGGUCAUGGGGGGGUUCGUGUCGCGGUACCUGCCGGAGGGGUGGAACAAGCCGGAGGUAUGGGCAUAUUACACCAAGCUGGGGCCAAAGCUGGAGCACGCCCACGACAGCGGCGUGUACAUGAUCGCGUCGGCCUUUCACCUGGGCCACAGGGACAAGAUGCCAGCAACACUCCAUCUCCGAGAGUGGCGCAUGCUGAUCGCUGCGCUGAUGCCGCGCAUCACCAGUCCGACUUUAGAUCUGGAUCCCAAUGCCUGUUGCGAGGGUGGCGCUGGAGCAGCCGUAGCCCCGCCCCUGAAGCCGCCGCCGCUGCCGUUUGACCAGGAUGAUUAUCUCAACAUCAACUUCCAGUUCAUGAUUCCCUCAGAAGGGACCCCGGCACCAGCGGGCCUUUGCAACAUGGAUAUCUAUUCGGAGGAGCUGAAGCGGCGCAUUGACCUGCACGCAGGGUUUGUGAGGGACAUGGUAGUGCCCGGAUGGGAGCAUCUACGGCGGGCCAUGAGCGAGACGGACGACCGCCUUAACGCCGUGCGUGAGGUUGAGGCGGCCAUACCCGAGCUCGAGGGGGACCUCGGCGUCGAUAUAGAGCUGCUCGCCAUUGGGAAGAGGCUCCGCCACUUGGAACAGCAAACAGCCCCGGGGCAGGGGCAGCAGGCAGGGCCGUCGAACCUCGACAGCCUCUCCGCGAGACUGCGGUACCUGAAGAGCCGCCACUUUGCGGCAGCGGCCUGGGGGAGGCGCGUGGUCGGGUUGGGGAUCCCUAGCGCGAUAAAGAAGCUCCUCAAAUUGGCGAACGAGCAGGACUCUCUCGAGAAGCAAAUGGCUUUAGGGGCGGGGUGGCCACCCCUGACCUACGAUGAGGAGGAGGCGGAGAGUCGUCGUCGUUCUAGAAGCUCCGAAAGCUCUAGUAGCGAGGUGCCGUCGUUGCAGUCCGUAUCCAAAUCGCACGGCACGCUGGCGAGUGGUUCCCAUCUGUAUAUUGGGAAUUAGGUUUAGACAGGGACCGGCAUACAUAUGCUUGUACUGUACGUUACAUACGGAGCAGCGGGUAUGGGCACAGAUUCGGACUGGUAAUUAUGCUGUUCUGCUCAAUACUUGGGUAGAUAGGUUAGGUAGGUAGAUGUGCAGAGCUAGAAGACUCGGUGUUAGUCCUUGCCGCAACAUUCUAUUAAUUGGCUGCUCGGCCAUGGUG